This is a messenger RNA of Clarias gariepinus (North African catfish), 1419 nucleotides long. RefSeq names its product gap junction protein alpha 10 a (gene gja10a). Gene Ontology annotation, cellular component: connexin complex. Lineage: Eukaryota; Metazoa; Chordata; Actinopteri; Siluriformes; Clariidae. The record is from RefSeq and is a predicted model, not a curated record. Gene Ontology annotation, biological process: cell communication. The transcript has a single exon. Bases 1 to 1419 code for a protein of 472 amino acids.
AUGGGAGACUGGAAUUUGUUGGGAAGCAUUUUGGAGGAGGUGCACAUUCACUCCACUAUCAUGGGCAAAAUCUGGCUCACCAUCCUGUUCAUCUUCCGGAUGCUUGUGCUCGGUGUGGCGGCGGAGGACGUCUGGGUGGACGAGCAAAGCGAGUUCAUAUGCAACACUGAGCAGCCAGGCUGCAAGAACGUCUGCUACGACCAGGCGUUCCCGAUCUCACUCAUCCGCUUUUGGGUUCUGCAGAUCAUCUUUGUCUCAUCGCCUUCGCUGGUGUACAUGGGUCACGCUUUGUACCGUCUCAGAGCCCUGGAUAAGGAGAGGCACAAGAAAAAAAAUCAACUUCGAGCUGAGCUGGAAGAGACAGAGUUCUUGUUCGAGGAGCACAAGCGUCUGGAGCGAGAACUUCGCAAGUUGGAAGAGCAAAAAAAAAUGAAGAAGGCUCCUCUGAGAGGCUCUUUACUACGCACGUACAUCAUCCAUAUCCUGACCAGAUCCGUGCUGGAGGUGGGCUUUAUUGCGGGCCAGUAUAUCUUAUAUGGAAUAGGGCUGGAUCCUUUGUUCAAGUGCGACAGGGUGCCUUGCCCCAACACUGUGGACUGUUAUGUGUCCAGACCAACAGAGAAGACCAUCUUCAUGGUUUUUAUGAUAGUCAUUGCUGGUGUUUCUCUGUUCCUUAACCUACUGGAGAUAUCUCAUUUGGGGACAAAGAAAAUCAAACAGGCUUUAUCUGGCUGGCAAUUCACGGAGGAUGACAUCCUUUGCAAAGCAAAGCAAGCAGCAAUGGCUGAUUUAUCGCUGAGCAAAAAGGCAAAAAUCAGCAUUCAGUCCGGCCCAACGGACCCCCUGUGUUUACCCGACAUGGGUUCAAAUUCCAUGCUAGCUGAGCAGAGACACAGCGUCUUUGCAGGUACGACUCUUCCUGUGUCUUGCAUAAUUCCGACACGUCAAGACAGCCAAGGCUUCGUCCACAACGGGCGUCUUCAUAGUCUGAUGGAGCAGCAUAAUGAUCAAAAUGAUGACCUGCCUCCGGACAGCAGCACUGGUUCAGGUAGAGACAGCAAACUCUCAAACUCGGGCCAACAAAGUCAUGACGGUCAGCUCACUCAACGGCCAAGCCAUGGUGAGAUACCAGGAUGCGUUCGUAACAUUAUGCACCGAUCGAGCCAUGUCCUUGAGCCGACCGAGGACGGCACAGAAUCCUCAGACAGUGACUUGUACCAUCACCCCAGGAAAGCCAGCUUUAUGGCACGAAUGUCUUCAGACAGCGCCUCGCCCAGCCCGUCCUGCCCCAGCACCAGGAGCUCGGAGUCCGAGCUCGGUUCACUUAACAACCUACCCAUGAACCCACCGCCAGGAGGACGGAGGAUGUCAAUGGCAAGUAGAGCCAAAAGACACACGACCACUGACCUGCUGGUUUAG